Talaromyces rugulosus is the source of this 864-nucleotide messenger RNA. RefSeq lists its product as uncharacterized. The record is from RefSeq and is a predicted model, not a curated record. The transcript has 2 exons. Bases 1 to 864 code for a protein of 287 amino acids. Lineage: Eukaryota; Fungi; Ascomycota; Eurotiomycetes; Eurotiales; Trichocomaceae.
AUGCCGAAGAACCCUGUCAAAAACUUUCUCUACACACAGCUUUUCACUACCCCGCCGCCUGUCAGGGAAUCCUUUACGGGAAAGACAAUUAUAAUCACAGGCGCCUCAGCUGGGUUGGGACUUUCUGCGACGCAACAAAUCGCAAAUUUAGAUGCCGAUCGUGUCAUCCUCGCAUGUCGUUCAGUGUCAAAGGGAGAGGCCGCGAAACUCCGGAUUGCCGAAAACAUUACAUCUCAGACACGGUUGGAAGUAUGGCAAUUAGACCUCACAUCCUUCGAGUCUAUCAACACAUUUGCUGGUCGCGUUGAAAAUGAACUUGACCGUGUCGAUGGUCUUAUCUCGAAUGCGGGUAUACUUACAGCAGAAUGGAGAGUUUACAAUAGCGAGGAGUCUCAGAUCAUGACCCAUGUGAUAGGACCUGUCAUGCUAUGCCUACUGCUGAAAGAAAAGUUGGCGAAGAGCUCUGCAACGGUGAGUAUUGUGGGAAGCGAUAUGCACCAUUUUUCAAGGUUGGAUGGCUGGGCGGAUGUGCCAGAAGGUGAAAGUGUCCUCGAGUCACUGCGCAAGGAGAGUACGGCAAAGGCUGAAGAAAGAAACACAAUAUCGAAGCUAGUGCAGGUUCUCUGCGCCCAACAACUAGCCAUCGAGCUCGGCACUGACAUCACAGUGAACAUUACCAACCCUGGCUUUUGUAUUACCGAGAAUCACCGGGAGUUUGUCGGUAUCAAGGGCGCGGUUAUAUUCUGCGCAGAAUCUAUUUUAGGUAGAAGAGCAGAUAUUGGGGCCCGAACACUCGUUGCUGGGGUCGCAGCAGGAAAAACAAGUCACGGACAGUACUUGAGCGAUGGCGUUAUUUCAGAGUAG